UGAGGAGGAGGAGGAGGGAGGGGGGCGGGAGAGAUUAGUUUGGGAAGUAGCACGGAUUGCUCAUCCGAUCCGUGCAGCCGCAGGGAGUGUGUCAAGUUACAGAGGCGCCGGAAUCGGCCCCAGCGCUCCUCGCCAGCCGCCACUACCCACCUCUGCCCAUGGGGCCCUCCAUGUGCGCCCCUUCGCCCGGAGACUGAAACUGGCUGGCCCGGGAGACACGAGGCGCCCAGGAGGACUGACAGCGCGGCACCAACUGCUCUGCAGACUCUUGAAGGGAAAGACUGGGCGGAGAGAAGGAGAGCCGGUCAGAUUCCCCUAACUUUCCUGGACUUGGAACGUUCUUCGAAAUAACUUUUUUUCUCACCUAGGUGUACCCCAGUUACCGCUGGUUGUGCUUUUUCGGCCCUUCCCGUCCUACUGCUAAUUUUUCCGUCCUCUUUGCCGGGAGCAACGGAAAGGGACGUUUUCCAGCGAUACAAGCCCUUUCCCCCUUGCCCCGCAGUUUGGAUACAGCCUUUUGGCAGCAGCUGCGCCUUUAUUUAUUCUAUUUAUUUAUUUAUUGGUUCUCAAGACGUGAGAGGAUGGUAGCGGAGAGCACCCACAAAGCGGCAGCCACCGGUGCCUGCGGCCCUAGGGAGUUGGGCGCGCCCGGGACGGUGGCUCUGGCGGCGGCGCGGGCGGAGCGCGGCGCACGGUUGCCGAGUCCAGGGUCGUGCGGGCUGCUGGCGCUGGCCCUCUGCUCGCUGGCACUCAGCCUGCUCGCCCACUUUCGGACGGCGGAGCUGCAGGCCCGGGUGCUGCGCCUGGAAGCGGAGCGCGGGGAGCAGCAAAUGGAGACGGCUAUUUUGGGACGAGUCAACCAACUGCUGGACGAGAAAUGGAAGCUCCACUCAAGGAGGCGCCGGGAGGCCCCAAAGACAUCUCCAGGAUGUAACUGCCCGCCAGGACCUCCUGGUCCCACUGGAAGACCCGGACUCCCAGGGGACAAAGGUGCCAUUGGGAUGCCUGGACGUGUGGGAGUAAAGGGCCAACCAGGCGAGAAGGGGUCCCCCGGAGAUGCUGGGCUGUCCAUCAUCGGCCCCCGCGGCCCCCCUGGUCAACCAGGCACUCGAGGUUUUCCUGGAUUUCCGGGUCCCAUUGGGCUGGAUGGCAAACCGGGCCACCCAGGACCAAAGGGCGACAUGGGUCUGACGGGUCCCCCAGGACAGCCGGGACCUCAGGGACAAAAAGGAGAAAAGGGUCAGUGUGGAGAGUACCCACACCGGCUGCUGCCUCUCCUCAAUUCAGUGCGACUGGCUCCACCCCCGGUCAUAAAAAGGCGGACGUUCCAGGGUGAACAGAGCCAAGCCAGCAUCCAAGGUCCACCAGGGCCCCCAGGCCCCCCUGGACCAAGUGGACCUCUGGGGCACCCAGGACUGCCAGGGCCCAUGGGGCCACCCGGCUUACCUGGGCCUCCUGGACCAAAGGGAGACCCAGGGAUCCAGGGCUACCACGGCCGGAAGGGAGAACGGGGCAUGCCAGGGAUGCCCGGCAAGCAUGGAGCCAAGGGCACUCCUGGAAUUGCCGUGGCUGGAAUGAAGGGUGAGCCAGGGAUCCCAGGAACCAAGGGUGAGAAGGGGGCUGAAGGCUCCCCUGGGCUUCCUGGCCUCCUGGGGCAGAAGGGAGAGAAAGGCGAUGCUGGCAACUCCAUUGGAGGAGGCAGAGGGGAACCUGGCCCUCCAGGGCUCCCUGGACCCCCAGGGCCAAAGGGAGAAGCGGGUGUCGAUGGCCAGGUCGGCCCCCCAGGGCGGCAAGGAGACAAGGGGGAGCCUGGAGCAGCUGGAGAACAGGGACCAGCUGGCCCCAAGGGCUCCAAGGGAGAACCAGGGAAAGGAGAGAUGGUGGAUUACAAUGGAAACAUCAAUGAGGCUCUCCAGGAGAUCCGGACACUGGCCUUGAUGGGGCCUCCUGGUCUUCCUGGGCAAAUUGGCCCACCUGGAGCUCCAGGGAUUCCAGGCCAGAAGGGGGAGAUUGGACUGCCAGGCCCUCCAGGACACGAUGGGGAGAAGGGACCUCGCGGUAAACCAGGAGACAUGGGCCCUCCUGGUCCCCAAGGCCCCCCAGGAAAGGAUGGACCUCCAGGAAUGAAAGGAGAAAACGGGCACCCAGGGAGCCCAGGAGAAAAGGGAGAGAAAGGGGAGACAGGACAAGCAGGCUCGCCGGGAGAGAAAGGAGAAGCCGGGGAGAAGGGCGAUCCAGGAGCAGAGGUUCCUGGGCCGUCGGGGCCAGAGGGGCCUCCCGGACCUCCGGGGCUCCAAGGUGUUCCUGGACCAAAGGGGGAAGCAGGACUAGAUGGAGCAAAAGGAGAGAAAGGCAUCCAGGGAGAAAAAGGAGACCGUGGUCCCCUGGGACUACCCGGAGCUUCAGGUUUGGACGGCAGGCCUGGGCCACCGGGUACUCCAGGACCAAUUGGAGUUCCAGGCCCAGCAGGACCAAAGGGCGAGAGGGGCAGCAAAGGAGACCCUGGGAUGACAGGACCAACGGGAGCAGCUGGGCUUCCUGGUUUACAUGGACCACCUGGGGACAAGGGAAACCGGGGACACCGAGGUUUUAAAGGAGAGAAAGGGGAGCCGGGGUUACCAGGGCUGGACGGACUGGAUGCCCCAUGCCCAUUGGGCGAAGACGGCUUGCCAGUCCAAGGCUGCUGGAACAAGUGAUGCCUCUAACCUUGGAUUGGCCUGUGUGUGUGUUUGUACAUAGAAUAUUUAUUUUUAUACAGUUUUCACUUUUUGAAAAUGCCAGAAGGAUGAUGCAUCUUACAGAUUAUUAAAAAAGAAAGAAAAACCUGCAUAUUUUGUACAGAAAAUAUCAACCUCUUCCCUUUUCCCUUUUGUUUACAAGAUGUUUUGUAUAAACCUGUGUCUCUAAUACACUUUUUGUUUGUGAGUAUGGUCGUAAUGUCUGCAUGAUAUUUGUGCACACUUAUUAAGUAUUGAAGCUUAAUAAAUUAUUGUGUCCUGGUGCCAAAGGGGGCCAGCCAGAACUGAGGUGCUGGCUAGCUCAUGUGUGAAUUCACAUAAAUGUAGAGGUCCAUGAUAUUUGCUAAGCUAGGUGUGUCGAAGAGUAUUUUAAACCCUUAUGCAUUUUCAUUAUUAAAAAAAAAUGAAACAUGGCAA
Messenger RNA from Chlorocebus sabaeus (green monkey), 3155 nucleotides. The record is from RefSeq and is a predicted model, not a curated record. NCBI's taxonomy places the organism in Eukaryota, Metazoa, Chordata, Mammalia, Primates, Cercopithecidae.